Messenger RNA from Penicillium waksmanii, 270 nucleotides. RefSeq lists its product as uncharacterized. The transcript has 2 exons. Bases 1 to 270 code for a protein of 89 amino acids. Lineage: Eukaryota; Fungi; Ascomycota; Eurotiomycetes; Eurotiales; Aspergillaceae. The record is from RefSeq and is a predicted model, not a curated record.
AUGGUUCGCGGCGCAGACUACGACAACGGCAUCCCUCAGAGCGACAAUCCUAUUGAGAACGGCCCCAACAAGGCUCACGGUGUCGGUGCUACCGAUGCCCCCGUCAACCGCGCCUCCAAGACUGCCCCCAUGCCUGCCGAGACUGGCUCUGAUCGCGACGUCUUCCCUGGUCUGAGCCACGCCGGUCCUACCAGCUCUGGCAGUGGAAAGGGCGGCCACGACCCCAAGUCUCUUGGCGAGAACAAGGGCACCGGUGCCCAGGGUGUUUAA